Leptidea sinapis is the source of this 3589-nucleotide messenger RNA. RefSeq names its product DNA polymerase subunit gamma-1, mitochondrial (gene tam). Bases 154 to 3582 code for a protein of 1142 amino acids. NCBI's taxonomy places the organism in Eukaryota, Metazoa, Arthropoda, Insecta, Lepidoptera, Pieridae. Gene Ontology annotation, cellular component: mitochondrion; gamma DNA polymerase complex. Gene Ontology annotation, molecular function: DNA-directed DNA polymerase activity; DNA binding; 3'-5' exonuclease activity. The record is from RefSeq and is a predicted model, not a curated record. Gene Ontology annotation, biological process: mitochondrial DNA replication. The transcript is spliced from 18 exons.
UCAUUAAUGUUUGUAAACAAAAAAAUGUAGGUACCUACUAGGUUAGAAACAUUAUUACUCGAAGUAAAAGUGGUCAGUGCAAUAAUAAAGCCCAUAAUAUAUUUUUGUAAAUUAAAAGUUAUUAUACUAUCCAUUGAAUCUCAUCACAUAAAUAUGCGGCUGAAGAAAGGAAUAUUUUCAAGUAUAAACAGAUCGUGUAGGAUUACCCAGAAACAUUAUAGUGACAUAUUUCCUACAAGUGAAGUAAAAAUAGUAAAGAAUAAGAAAAAUAUAAAGAAUAUUGAAGAAAGCAAACCGGUUAUCAAAAAACCCGACAGUGUGUGUGAUGAGUUUAGAAUCAAUGAUGUAAAUAUACAAAUGGUUUCAAAGAACAUCUUUGAACAGCUUUUUGGCGGUUCUUCAGUUGCUAUAGAUCCUAAUGUUAUAAAAAGCUGCCAGGAUCAUCUACUAAGCCAUGGUAUAAAUUAUAAACAAUACAGCCACCUACCUGAUGUUGUGAUAAAUCUUCCAAAAUUGGAAGGAAAAGAUAUUGAAGAGCACUUUUACAAUAUUGGAGAGAAACAGUGUGCUCCAUAUAGAAAAUUACUACAAAUAUUAUCUACUUGCAAUCUACCAGAACUUCCCAAGGAAUGGUCAAAAAAUAAAGGAUGGAGCCAGUACACAUCCGAUGGUCCAAGAUCAGUUCCUUGUCCUUCAGAUGAUGCGUUGAUAUUUGAUGUAGAAGUUUUAAUGUCAGCAGGGAAGAGACCUACUCUUGCUUGUGCAGUGUCUCCUACAGCUUGGUACAGUUGGAUUAGUGAACCGUUGGCAGACUGUCAAGACCACAGGCAUUACAAUGAAGUGAAGUACGAGAACCUGAUACCACUGGAGACGGAUGGUGACCAGCCGUUCGGAGACUUAAACAGGCCAAGGAUUGUUGUUGGCCAUAAUGUCUCUUACGACAGAUCGAAAGUUAAAGAACAGUACUGGUUAGAGAAGACAGGUGUUCGGUUUAUGGACACAAUGUCGAUGCAUACAUGUGUGAGCGGCGUCACCAGCUACCAGCGCGCUGUCCUCAAAACUAAGAACAAAGAACCAGACCCUUCAGAUGACGACUGGAUAGAGAUCAGCUCUCUGAAUAGUCUUACUGAGGUCCACAAAUUGUACUGCGGUGUAGCAGUGAACAAGGAAUCUCGUGACAUCUUCGUAGAGGGCACCCUGGACGAUGUGAGGAAUAAUUUCCAUAUGCUGAUGCAGUACUGCGCCGGUGACGUCAUUGCCACGCAUAACGUUUUAAGGGAACUGCUGCCGAUGUUCCUUGAGAGAUUUCCGCACCCCGUGACGUUGGCCGGCAUGUUGGAAUUAGGUACUGCAUAUUUACCGGUAAAUUCAAACUGGACGCAAUACAUAAAUUCAGCUGAAACAGUAUUCGAAGAUUGCAAACUUGAAUCGAGACAAAUAUUGUCAACAAAGGCAGACGAGGCAUGUCGUAUGAUGGAGAAUGACGCAUACAAAAACGAUUUAUGGAUGUGGGAUCAGGAUUGGUCGACACAAAGGUUGAAAUUGAAGAAAUCUAAGAACAAAAUUGUAAAAGAUAAGGAUGGAACUAUUCAUGAAAUGGUUGAUGAAAAGAGACAGAAUACAUCUGAAGAUAUCCUUUCCGUUGAGUACAUAGAUAAAUUGCAUCGGAGUAGGUUUGAAUUACCCCAUAAUGUGGGAGAUUUGGAGGAUAAAUUUCUGUAUCUGUAUGAUUUGGGUGAUUCGUUGCCUGUUAAGAGGCCCUAUUUACCUGGAUACCCAGCGUGGUAUAGGAAGCUGAGCACAAAACCGGGGAAAGCUCCCGAUUGGGUUCCAGGAGCUAAUAAUAUAACGACAAGUAUGCAGAUAACUCCGAAACUUCUCCGUUUGACCUGGGAAGGAUAUCCCCUGCAUUAUAUAAAAUCUGAAGGGUGGGGUUUCCUAGUCCCAUACAGUAGAACAAGGGGGGAGAUAGAGGAUGAAGUGGCAAUAGUGCCGCUAGAGAGACUGUUAGAAAUGUGCCCCUUGGUCCAGUGUAAGGAGGGAGUUGAUGCUGAGACAUAUAUACUGCCGAAGACUGUUGAGGAAGAUCUCGGCAAGCGAGCGUACUAUGCCAGAAAAAGAAAGGAAGACCAGGCGGCUGCCAAUCAGUACCACGGAUUGGGUGUUUGGAGCGGUAUCGAGAUACAAGGCUGUUGUCACUUCUUAAGGCUGCCACACAAAGAUGGGCCCAAGUAUAAAGUUGGUAAUCCACUCGCGAAGGACUUCUUGAAUAUGUUCAGUCAAAAUGUGCUCUCCGCUCAAGGAAAUGACGCAGAAAAGGUGUUGAGCUAUGGCCGUAUGAUGUCGUACUGGCGAAACAACAGGGAGCGGGUGAUGGGUCAACAGGUGGUUUGGUUGCCGAGACACCUGCUGCCGGCAGAUGUGCGGGACUCGCGGCAGUUCGGAGCUAUUGUGCCGCAAGUCGUAAUAUGUGGGACGCUCACGAGACGAGCGAGCGAACCGACUUGGAUGACGGCGAGUAAUGCUCAUCCAGAGAGGAUUGGGUCGGAGCUGCGUGCGAUGGUACAGGCUCCCCCCUCUUACUGCUUUGUGGGGGCCGAUGUUGACUCGCAGGAGUUGUGGAUAGCCGCGCUGCUAGGAGACAGUAGUAUCGGAGUCUGUGGAGGAAGUGCUUUUGGAUGGGCCGUGUUGGCUGGAGACAAACGAACCCAGACCGAUCUUCACUCGCUGACCGCACGUGCUGCUAACGUCAACAGAGAUCAUGCCAAAGUUAUUAACUACGCGAGGAUUUACGGGGCUGGUCAGAACUUCGCCGAGCGUCUUCUAAAGCAGUUCAACCCGACAAUGACUAUAUCAGAGGCAAAGAGCAAAGCGGCCAAGAUGUUUACAUCUACCAAGGGAAGGAAAGUGUACACCCUCAAGAAGAAAUAUACGGAAGGGUUUAUGGACGGUGACGAUGGACAGGAUGUAGAAAUGACGUCGUACCAGGCGCAAAGACUGGCAAAACUUAGCGGUAAACGAGUGGAAGAUAUGUUCGAGCGGGCGAGAUGGCGCGGUGGUACAGAGUCGGACAUGUUCAACAAGCUUGAAGAUAUCGCGGAUUCCGAAUCGCCGUGUACAGCGUUCCUUUCGGCUCGGCUAUCUCGUGCUUUGGAGCACGCUGCAGGAAGAUGGGGUGGAACUCGUCUUAACUGGGCCGUGCAGAGCGCUGCUGCCGACUUCCUUCAUCUCAUGCUGGUCAGCAUGCAGCAUGAGGUGCCUUCCGCCAGAUUUAGUCUGAGUUUCCACGAUGAGGUGCGGUAUCUUGUUCCUGAAAAGUUCAAGUAUCGGACAGCGCUGGCGUUACAGAUAACCAAUCUUUAUACAAGAGCGUUCUGUUCUCAUCGAGUGGGAAUCAAAGAUCUUCCGCUAUCAGUAGCGUUUUUCACGUCCGUGGAGAUUGACAAGGUGUUGAGGAAGGAAGCUAAUUUAAAUUGUACCACACCAUCCAACCCUCACGGGUUAGACAAGGGAUAUAACAUACCUAAUGGGGAGUCACUAUCGAUAUUUGAUGUUCUUGAAAAGUGUGACAUAAAUCCAUAAAGAUAAA